This is a messenger RNA of Gracilinanus agilis (Agile Gracile Mouse Opossum), 3093 nucleotides long. RefSeq names its product protein transport protein Sec16B. NCBI's taxonomy places the organism in Eukaryota, Metazoa, Chordata, Mammalia, Didelphimorphia, Didelphidae. Bases 1 to 2820 code for a protein of 939 amino acids. Gene Ontology annotation, cellular component: endoplasmic reticulum exit site; ER to Golgi transport vesicle membrane. Gene Ontology annotation, biological process: Golgi organization; autophagy; COPII vesicle coat assembly. The transcript has 22 exons. The record is from RefSeq and is a predicted model, not a curated record.
AUGGAGCCCUGGGUUCCCCUUCCACAGCCCCAGCCCCAAGGGAAGCCUGUAGCACAGCCUAAGGGGCUUCAGAAGGGUGGCUACCAUAAGCCCAUCGUCCCUGAGAAAUUCUACCAGUGGUCAGACCUUCGAGGUGGCCCUCCACCAUGGCCAGAUCAGCAGACAGGUUACCAGAGGCCAAGUCAUCUGUAUAGACCAGGUGAUCAGCGUAGAAUUCAUUCUGGGACUGAGUAUUAUGAAGGUGGCUAUCCUGGUCAGCUAUAUCCCAGGUCAGGAUAUGAGAAUCCAUAUCAGCAUCAUCCUCCGACAAGCACAAGGGAAGACUAUAGCUAUGGAAGUUAUUAUCACGGACACCCACAGCUACAGAAAGAAGAACGAGUUCCAAGGCAGGGGAGUCCCUACACUAGGCAUGGAGAUUAUAGGGACCAGAACCCCUACAGCGACUACCGUGAGGAAAGACAGAGCAGCCCAUUUGGAACAAAUGGGGAAAUCCAUUUUCGGUCUAAAAAUUAUGAAAUGCACAAAGAAAAUUCAGUUUCUGACCCUGCUGGGCAAGAAAAGCCUGGGGAAGAAGACCUACAGCAUAGCAAGCUGGAAGGGGCCAAUGAGCUACCAUUGGCCAGCGAGUCCAGUUUGCUGCAGCAGUAUAAGGAGUCGGGUCUUAGCUCCAGCAGCUACGAGCUAAGCCAGUACAUGUUGGACUCUCCUGAUCAAUAUGAUUCUACCCCUUUCAAGACUUGGAGUCCUGUUCAAACAAAAGAUGCAGCUGUUGGACCUGUGGACCCUAUGAAGUUCUUCAUCCCUCAUGCACCUGUUUGCUUUGGGCCAGGGGGUCAGUUGAUACUGGUGUGUCCCAACCAUCCAGCCGAUGGACAGACAGCACUUGUGGAAGUACACAGUUUGGAGGUUCUCCUUAAUGACACUGAGGAACAAGAGGAGCUAAGAGCUUUCUCAGGACCACUGAUCAGGGAAGAUGUGCACAAGGUGGAUGUGAUGCUCUUUUGCCAGCAGAAGGCAGCUUUGAGUUGCAAGGCUGAGACGCCAAGGGGUAGAGACUUGGCCCUGCUCUGGAAGUUGCUGGUCCUCCUUUGUCGUCAGAAUGGAUCGAUGGUGGGGUCAGAUGUAGCUGAGCUGUUGAUGCAAGACUGCAAGAAGCUGGAGAAAUAUAGGAGACAAGCCCCAGUUGCCAACUUGAUCAACUUGACUGAUGAUGAUUGGCCAGUACCGAGAUCUGGGACACCCAACCUGCUCACUGGUGAGAUCCCACCCAGCAUAGAGACCAAAGCCCAGAUUAUCGAGAAGUUCACUAAACUGCUCUUUUAUGGAAGAAAGAAGGCAACUGGGAAAGGGCAACUGGAGGCUGCUCACUUCUGCUACUUGAUGGCCCAUAUGCCUUUUGGUCACUACUCUGUGAAGACAGACCACCUGGUUUUGCUGGGCAGUAGCCACAGUCAGGAGUUUUUGAAAUUUGCAACCACUGAGGCCAUCCAACGGACGGAAAUCUUCGAAUACUGUCAGAUGUUGGGACGCCCCACAUCCUUCAUCCCUUCUUUCCAGGUCUACAAACUGCUUUAUGCUUCCCGUCUGGCAGAUUUUGGUCUCCCAUCCCAAGCCCUGCAUUACUGUGAAGGUAUCAGCUCGGUCCUCCUGAACCAGACAGAGAGCAGCCACCCUGUGCUAUUAGCAGAACUCAUCAAGUUAUCAGAACAACUGAAGCUGUCAGACCCUCUGCUCUUGGAAAGACGUCAUCGAGGGAAAGAACAAGAACCUGAAUGGUUGGUAAAGCUUCGAGAAAGACAAAGGGAACUUGAGUUUGUGAAAAAGGCAGAAGACGACCUUGGUGAUCCUGAUUUCAUUUACACAGAUAUUUUAAAAGCCAGACAGCCAACAGCAGAAAACUCCUUCUACCAAGAUUCCCAUCAAGGUCAGGGCUACUCAGAACCCCUCAGAUACACCUCAUUCACACAGCUUCCACCAGAAGGAACAAGUCUGAGUCAGCCAAAUAUGCAGCAGCCCCUUCCUUUCCAGCCCAUCCUGAAUCCUUCUGGGGAAGGACCAGGGUAUCCAGGCACAUCAGUGCCUCUUUAUGCCAGGCCAGAGAUGACAAUGGUGGUGUCCUCUGCAAAACUGCAGCCAGAGGAAGAUCAGCAGGCACCCCCUCCCCCUGAGGAUAUCCCAGAAUCUCAAAAAUCAUACCAAUACCAGUACCCUGAGAUUCAAAAGGACUCGGUAGCUCCUAGGGUUCGAGGAAUUUCUGAGACUUCCACCAUUUCUUUGGAUGAGGAAAAAGAAGACUCUUCAGAUGAUGAUGAAAAGAAAGCUGAUGAAGAUAAUGUAAAGGGCAAGAAGGAAUCUGGAAAGAGUGAAAAGGGCUCUGGGUUUGGAUGGUUUGGUUGGUUUCGAUCAAAGCCUGCUAAGAAUGUGGAGCCUUCUGGGGAAGAGGACUCCUCCGACAGCCCUGACUCUGAGGAGUCAUCCGCCGAAGCUCAGGCUCCCUUGGCUAGCGCAACCCCCUCUGGACCAUCUAAUUCAUUUUUUCUGCCUCAGCCAGAUGCCAACACUUUCUCUAGAAGUCUAGGUAAAUAUGAUUUUAUGAUGGUAUUUAGUGAAAGAAGAGGAUCCAUGACUAAUAAAAGUCUUCCUGGGAUGGAGGCUGCCCCUCAUGAGCUUCAUUUCAAUCCCGGUGGUCUACCUCCUCCUCCCACCUUGGGAAACGCUAUUCCUCUUUACAACCCUUCUCAGGUGCCUCAGCUCUCCAUAACCACGAGCACGAAUCGGCCAAAUCGCCUUGCUCAGCGACGCUAUCCAACCCAGAAAUGACAGGAAUAACUUAGCACAUCUUUUCUGGACUUUAGUUUUUCUCCCCCCACCAUGGCUGGAACAGAAGAUAAUGGUUCUGCCUUUAUAUAUGGCAUAUUUUCUUAACCUCCCAGCCCUAAUGUCUUGAUCUGCCCUCUUGGGAAGCUAUGGGGGUCCUUAUUACCAGAUCAUUAUCUCCACAAAGACACUGGAAGGCCAGGAUUGUGGCCUGGUUCAUUAUUUGUUGAACUGCUUCAAACAAAUAGAAGGGUAUUGCUUCAAAGGGUAUGUGUG